AUGGUCUCACAUCAGAGCUUGGAGGAGUCUGGAGAAGAUGCUUCUGGUCUGUCAAGCAGCGAUUACGAGGUCUACGAGCCGCGUGGAGAUGACGAGGAUCUCGAGGUUUCCGAAGACGCAUACAAUGUCAUGGAAUACAUUUCGCUUGACUGGCCGGCACAGAGCAUUGAUAUUCUUAGGGGGUUUACGGUUGUACUUGGAACCAACCCUGCCGAGGGAGGUACACCUGGGAUGGUGAGCAUCGAUCUGUUUCCAACCAAUGGGAUGAAAGCACCUGGAAAGAUGAAGAUCUCAAAGAGAAACGUAAAAGAGUCCUAUAAUAAGGUCCGAGUGAAUGGAGAAAUGGUGUACUGCCUGUCUGAUGACAAACUUGUGGUCCAUGACUCUAAGUUUGAGGAGGUUUACAAAAGAGAGAUCAGCAAGGGACUUGGGUAUGGGCUUUGCUUCAGUAAUAGUGGGUGUGUCUUUGGAACAAGGAGCGGAGAGGUGUCGACAAACGACUGGAAGUUCAAUGAGGUUAGCACUAUGAGUGUUCAUGAGGACUCUGUUGAGGGACUCUGCCACCACGACGGCAUGAUUUUUUCUGGGUCGUGCGACCACAGCAUUGGGAUCACAGACAUCAGAAGCGGAAGCACUGUUUUCCGGAAGAGAUUUGGGUCCGACAUAAAUGCUGUGGACUUCAACGGGGAUUAUACUCUUGCCUUUGGAGACGAUGAAGGAACGAUUCGAUUAAUGGAUAUUAGGAACCAUUCAAUAGAGGAGGUCACCAGGCACAAGACUCCGAUCAGUUGCCUGAGGUGGAGGGAUUCUGACAUCCUCGCCUCUGGCAGCGAUGAGCAGGUAUGCAUAUGGGACAUGUCUCUUGACCCAAGCGAGGAUCUUGGAUAUCUGCUGUUUGUCCACCAGGGACAGAAGUUCUACAAGGAUGUGGCGUUCUGCAGGGGAAACAACGACUAUGUUGUCACAACCUCGAUAGACGGGCUCUGUGUCUUCUACCCCAUCUCCUUUGAUGCUUGA
Encephalitozoon cuniculi GB-M1 is the source of this 1017-nucleotide messenger RNA. RefSeq lists its product as uncharacterized. NCBI's taxonomy places the organism in Eukaryota, Fungi, Microsporidia, Unikaryonidae. Gene Ontology annotation, molecular function: protein binding. The record is from RefSeq and is marked provisional. The transcript has a single exon. Bases 1 to 1017 code for a protein of 338 amino acids.